CAUAGGAAGUGUUUUUGCUCAUCCACGCAGAACAUGUUUUUAUGUGUUUUGGCUUUCUAAUGAAAACAUUUAAGUGGGCGGUACAUAGAGCAUUAGCCAAUCUAAUACAUUUGUAGCAAACAAAGAUGUUGGAGGGGGCGGGACACUGUAGGGAAAUGUUCGAGCAUGUCGUAUGCCAAAUAAUGAAACUUCGCAAUAUAAUGUAAACAGCUAUAUCACAAAUAUACAAGCGUGUAUAUUUUAUAUACAUUAUUAUGUAAUGUUCCUGAAAAGAUGGUGUAAAGAUUAGAAUGGGCAGAGAUUCUUGAGUUUCGUUUUAAGAUGGAUGCGUCUGGAUCACAACAACUGUUCGAUGACUGGGACGAUAUUAGCGACUCGGAAUUCCUCAACAUCCCUUCCGAGCAACAAAGCAUAGAGCCCCAUCUCAAUAGUGAAUCUGCUGUUAAACACUCAGUGACCUUUGAAAGCCCCUGUGCCUCCACCUCAUCAGUGCACAACAGGACUGCAGAGGCUUUGGGAAAAGAAACUGUAAAUACAGAAAAUGUGAGGGGUUUAAAGAGAAAAAGCCUUCAUGAAAACAGCUGCAGCCCAAUGCAACGCUUCUUCAAGCGGCAUCUGAAUGUGACCCUCCUGUGCGACCAGUCUUGGUGUGAGAUGAAGACUGUUUACGGUCUUUUAAAGCCAUUUGUCAAGAGAAAGGAAAUGCAACGUGCUGAGGUGCAGAUCGGAAAGGAAAUUCAUUUAUCAAGAGAACGGGAGAUUCAGGAUGUUGUCCGUGUAAAUAUCUGCACUAGAGAAGAUGCAGAAGCCAUCAAACUUCUUAAAAUGUUGCACAUGACACCGCUGUUGGAAGCAGGAGAACGUGUGCGAGAGUUUCCUGUCUUUGGUGUGCUGGAAGGUGUUUAUGUCAUGGGGGUCAUUGAUGAACUCGUGUAUAACCAGAAGGGGGAGCUGGUCCUAAAUGAGCUCAAGACACGCAAACAGAACUCCUUGCCUAGUUCUGCACAAGAUAAAGUCAACUGUUUCCAGGUUGGCCUAUAUAAAUUACUAUUUGAUGGACUGGUGAGAGGAGAAGUGAAGAAAGACCAUGUUUUAAAUCACCUUAAACUGCGUUCAGGUCAAGUACUCGGAGCAGGAGUCCAGGCCCAUGCUAAAAGCAUUGGGGUCCAGGUGACUACCUUUGAGGAACUGGUUGAUGCUCUGCUAAUAACUGUGUCUAGUUCUGAUCUUCCAUGCAUUGACCUGCUUCAGAUUGAAUACUAUCACCAAGGCUCUAGUGGAACCAUUGGGACAAGGGUCGCUCCUUUCGAUGAAGCCCAACUACGGGCAGAGCUUCAGAGUCAUCUGGCCUACUGGAGAGGUCGGAGGGAACCCAAAGGGGUGGACAUAGAAGAGGCCUGGAAAUGUAAAUCAUGCCUUUACGAACAAACUUGUAAUUGGACAAAGAAUAGAUUGCAAGUAUCUGACCAACAAGCAGAUCAUGCUAGUUCAUGAUUCAGCAUUUUACAGAUAAUACAAACAUUUGUAUGUGGCGACUAUUUUUGUCAUGUUAUUAACUUUUAUACUUUAAUUAUUGUCUUAUGUGUACUGUCUUAUAGAUUUAAAUAUGCAUAUAUUAUGUGAAUGUUAUUGUGCAGCUCUAUAAUGACUGUGAGUGAAGCGUUGUGAAUUCAUAAUGCAUUAUAUAAUGCAUAAUGCAUUUUUUGAUUAGAAUGGCUUUUUAAUGGAAGCAGGCUGAAAGCUUGCUCACUUUGUGUGCAUUAAGAAGUUUAUGUCACUUAGCUAGUGGAGCUAGUGGCGGAUAUAAUGCUGAUAAAAACAUAAUGCAUUGAAGUGAACAAAUUACAUACAGAAAUUCUUAAAUUAAAAUACAUAUAUGUAUUUUAUAUAUAUAUUAGUAUUGUUUGUAGCCAUUAUAUAAAAAUAGUGUAAAAUAAAUUAUUAAUAGGUUAAGUUAAAAUAUUAAUCCUUAACUAAAUUAUGAAGUAUUUUUUGUUUUAUUGUUUAUUUAUGCUGUAUGUCACUAACAAAUUAUUUUAAUUGGAUGAUAAAAUGUGUGCCGUUAGAUGUUGCUAUUUUACCAUUUCUUAUUUACUAAAUCACUGAAUGUUUAGAAUUUAUGUUGAGCCAUAUCUGCAACACGAUAACAUGAUAAACAAUUUGAUAACUAUGACCUUAUCAGUUUGUGUUUGACAGUUGCUAAUAUUAAAUCUGUGAUGCGCUGUG
Messenger RNA from Cyprinus carpio (common carp), 2226 nucleotides. RefSeq names its product exonuclease V-like. Gene Ontology annotation, cellular component: nucleus. Gene Ontology annotation, molecular function: single-stranded DNA 5'-3' DNA exonuclease activity. Gene Ontology annotation, biological process: interstrand cross-link repair. Lineage: Eukaryota; Metazoa; Chordata; Actinopteri; Cypriniformes; Cyprinidae. The record is from RefSeq and is a predicted model, not a curated record.